AUGAUACAGAAUUUAAUUGUGUUAUCUGGUGGUGUGAUAAAUCAUAAAUUACAAAGGAAGGAAAUUGAUAAAAGCAAUGAUAUGUUAAUGAAGCAAGCAAUUGAUAAUCAACAAUUGAAUCGCCGUAAAAUUCAUGAACAAGAAUCGAAUUCACAUAUUACCAUGAAUGCUAUUUCGCUAUAUUCUUCACAAUAUGGUGUAAUUAUGAUUGAAAAUAUUGUUGGUGAAGAUCCGAUUGUGACACGUCAACGAUUCAUACCACCAAAAAAUAUCGGUCAAUUUUUAGGAAAACAAAAAAAAAGUAUCGACUAA
Molecule: messenger RNA, 312 nt
Organism: Loa loa (African eye worm)
Lineage: Eukaryota; Metazoa; Nematoda; Chromadorea; Rhabditida; Onchocercidae
Exons: 4
Coding region: 1-312 (103 amino acids)
Source: RefSeq, a predicted model, not a curated record